Molecule: messenger RNA, 918 nt
Organism: Ramularia collo-cygni
Lineage: Eukaryota; Fungi; Ascomycota; Dothideomycetes; Mycosphaerellales; Mycosphaerellaceae
Exons: 3
Coding region: 1-918 (305 amino acids)
Source: RefSeq, a predicted model, not a curated record
AUGCUGCUGUUCACAGGACGCUGGAAGUCGCUCUUGAUCUCAUUCGUACCCCUGACUUUCUUCCUCGCCCAUGAGAUUUUUAUCCCCGACCACGAUAUCGACAGUCUGAAGCACAUCGCUGAUCAGCUCAAUGGCUUUGCCGCACGCAAUCAGCUUUCAAUCGAGCUACUUCCUCCCUUGCUACCAAGACUGAAUCGCGUGUUCGAGCGAUUGGGAUACGAUAUCGACUCGCUCAAGGUCUCGAGAUUCCUUGGAACAGGACUGGAACUUUUUGUCGUGCAAUGCUUGCUUAGAAUUCUUGCCAACGGUCGAUCUGGAGGACUGCUAUUAUUGGCCGACUUCUUCAUCGCUACUUCUACUCUAUUCCUUUGGAAGCUCAGUUCGUUUGUUGUUCAGUGGCUUGCGUGCACUCUAGUUCGCAUUGUGCUGUUUUGGAGAGAUGUUGGCAGGACCGACAUUCCACUGGUGUGGCUAUCAACUCGAACCUUUUCUCGUAUUGCCUUCUCUACCGCAUGUCAACUUGCCUUUGUGUCAAUCAGCCUCUCUCUAUAUCUGCCUGAUUCAGAAGUGGCUUAUGGAGGUAACUACAAUUUGAAAUAUCUGUCCGCCGACUGGAGACGAGCCAUGAGGCCCGGUUUUGACAUACCAAAUACACUCAAUGCAUCGGGUCCAGGACUCUGGAGCAUGACGCCUUAUAGCAUUUACAUACCUUCGGCUGGAUUUCUUUGGACCGACGAUUUGGUCUGGUCUCCUGAACUAGAUUCAUUCGUGGACGAAGCACAUGCCAAGGCUCRGAGAAGCGAUAGCGAUGAUCAUGACUCAGGAGAAGACAUGACACCUUUGGGCCAUCGUGUGAUCAUGAAAAGAUCCCAUUGGCAGAUUCAGUCCAUGGCUUCUCCAGAAAGAUCUCGGACAUAG